CUCUCAGUGUUAACUCGCGAGCCAACGCAAUAGCCUCGUAUACAUAUUUAUACUUUAAAAAAAAAAGAAACAUUAACGCUUCGUUUUGCUACUUCGUUAUAUUAACGAAAAGAAAAACAACGUAACACGAGUGUCUCCCUCCGAUAGUGUGCCCUACAUACCGAGUAUCGGGAGAAUCUUCGCUGCAGAGGUUUUGCAGCUGCAGCAUCGACGACGACACUUGAGUGAUUUUCUCGUUAUAGAUAUAUAUAUUUGUCCCCCUCCCCACGUUUAAAGUGAAGACGCGCAAGAAAUAUAUACGUAUAUACGAUCACCCAGUUUCAAUUUUGAUACCAAUCGGAAGUAAGAAGAAGAGGAAGAAGAGAACACAGCAGCAGCACGAUGGCCAUCAAGGGUUGUAGCAGCAGCAGCAGAAGGUCGAGCUUUUUGCUGGCGGCGACGCUGCUCGUUAGCUUCUGCGCGACACGUGCCACCGCUUCCUCCAUUCCCAUGUGGGAGUUCCUCACGAGGGACGAAAAGAUGAAUCAUCUCUACCGCGUCUUCAGCCAGGAGGUGGUCAGAUUCUGCGACGAGUCGUUCAAGCCCGACUGCAGCAAGAGCCUGCUGUUGACCGGCCUGAGAUAUCUGGCCAAUCUCGAGGACGAUCGUCUCGACGAGAUGGAUCCCUUCCAGCGUGGCGCCAAGAAAAUCAUUUGGCGCGAGCUGAUCGGCGCCAGCGAAGACGUCAUCGCCAGCCCCAAGAAUAACAACAACAACAACAACGAUAACAAAGAUCAUCUCUCGGCCAACAGACCGGGCCAGCAACAGCAAUACCAUCAGCAGCCCAUCCAAUCCAACGACUAUCUGGAAGAUCCACUAGCUUUCGGUGACAGCAAUCACUUGGCCGCCGAGGAGUCCUCGUUCAACGCCGAUUACGCUAGCCCGCCGAGCACCUACCUGUCGGACGGACCCUGGGCCGUGCGCGUCCUGCCCGACGGCAGUCCCGUGCCCGAGGACAGAUCCUCAUCCUCGUCGUCUCCUUCCGUUGUUUCGUCGUCGUCGCAUCCCACGAGCCCCAGAGACGAGGACAUCGAGGAUCUGCGCGCCGAUGCGAGGCCGGCCUUCCACGAGCUCGAGGCCUACAACGAGAUCAAGAGUCCGGCGCGCGAGAUGAUGCCACCCGCGAUGCCACUGAUCAGACAGCCACCUGUUAAGAAGAGCAGCCGCUUCAUCGCCGUCGUGCCGAUGAGCCGGAGAGGCAGCUACGUUUACUAUCACCCGGCGGUCGCCCGAGUCAUCAGGCCGAUUUAUUACCAGUCGAUUUACUAGAUCGAACGACGAUCGAAAUAAAUUACAUGUGCGCGUGCGUGUGUGUAUAUAAAUACGAACGAUUGACGCGAGGCGCGUGCCAAUUGUCAAAGACUGAAUAUUGUUGUUGUCGUUGCUUUUUUUUUUCUCGUCAAACGAAAAAAAAAGAAGAAACAAAUCAUGUAACGACAUAUUACAUACGUACGGCGCACAGUCUCGUUUUGUUUUCUUCCUCGAGACGUUAAUAAUUGUACAAAGUUAUCAAAGGUAAAUAAUCUUAAGGACCUGCUGUUGUAUAUUUGGUAUGAAACUUUUUUGAGUGUGUAAAUAGCGUAAUAGGGAAUCGACGUUGUAAAUAUUUCACGGCCAUUUACUCCUUCAUUUUAUUAUCGUAUUGUUUCUCUCGUCGCUCUCUCGAGUGCCGAGAACUGCUAGCACAUAUGCGUAUUAAGAUUUAUCAUUGUAUAAUGGCAAAUAUUCGCUUCCUGAAGCACAGAAGCUCACGUGUGAAGUGUGCCUGCAUAGCAUGUAUGAAUGUAUGUAUUGAGCUCCACACACACAGGCUAACAAGAGGCCUCCUAUGUCGACGCGUGUGCAGCAUGUUUUUUUUUUUUUUUAAGUACGGCCGCGCCAAGUAGCGUUCGCGUAUUAUACAAGUAUGAAAUAUUUCGUUUAUUACAAGUGCCCCCCGAGUCAACGAUCCUCGACGGCGAUAUCGCUUAAAUACAUUGUGUGUAUAUCGCUGCCGGCGCUGAGGUUUUGGACGCGCCGUUCUCGCGUAAUGACUCAUUGUGUUGUUUUGCGAUUUUCAAGAUCAAGUAUAAAAUAUAGCAGCCGCCGCUCUCGCGAACCUGAAUUUUUUUUUUCAUCAUUUUUUCUUCCUCGUUAAUUAAGUGCGAAAUAUGUGCUCGUUCUGUCUGUGUGCGUGUGUGUGUGUGUGUGUGUGUGUUUGCGAGAGUCCAUUGUUUCCACGCGCGCGCCCGAGAGUGCCCGAUACAUACACACACGUGAAUUUAUCGAUUUCCCGAUUUUACUGGGGCACUUUACGGGUUUUCGUUCUUCUCUUUCGCUCGCUCGCGGGCCAGCAACGGGACGUCUCGCUCGCAGAACGAGAGCGUGCACGCAUACACUUAACUCUAUAACUGCGUAUGUGUGUGUAUGUGUGCGUACCGAAACUAUCGAAACGCAUUCCGGACACGAGUCUAUGAAUUUUUUUUUAUUUUUUACCACUAGCUCGAAGCUAUUCGCGAGUGGGUGCGUAUAGCUAUAUGUAUCAAUAGAGUCGAACUUCUAUAUAUAUCGUUACUGUACUAUAUAUUUGCACCGUCAAUGCGAGUAGAGCUCUGAAAAACCCGACUAGCUUUUUUUUUUCUUCCUGUAAGCUGCAACUGAUUUUUCGCACGCAAAUUGCAAAGAACACGGCAGCGAAGAAAAACGUGAACGUACAGUGUAAUCCAACGAAUGAUUCGCGCACUCUGGCUAAGUGCUUAGAUGAUUGUUGCAGUGCGCGAGAGAGGCAAGUCCGUGUGUGUGUGUGUAUUCGUCGCACUCUAAAAGCUUGCGAGGCGCUUCUAGUGUAAUUUUAUUUUUUAUUUUUUUUUCCUAUUUUAUUUUUACCACUUCAUUGUGCAUAUAUGCGAACGCGAUGAUUGACUCAUUUGCUAUUGCUGUACGUUCAUAUAGUGUCUAAGUGUAUGCGUGUGAGCGUGUGUGUAAGUUGGAUGUGAAUUGAUGUUCGAUUGUCCGCGGUUGAUGAUGUCAUUAACAUUUCAUGCCGAUCGUAUUACUAGCUAAUAUAUCGUUUGUAGCAAUUGCGAAAACAAAAAAACAAAAGGAAAAAAAAACCACAAUAAUAUUAUUUUGUAAAUAUCAUCAUCGAUUGUUACAUCGCGACCUUCUUCAUUUUUGCUUUAUUGAUAAAUAAUAAGAUUAUUAGUAGUUUUAAAUCAUUCGCUUUAUUGCUCAUCGUGUCGAUGCGCAACGCUAAUUUAUUAUUAUUAUUAUUAUUUAUAAGCCGAUCGCCCGAAUCGCCCGAUGCGAUUUAUAAUAAUGAAAAAAUGAAAAAAAAAAAAUAAAAUAAAAGAUACAAAAACAAAUACGAA
Molecule: messenger RNA, 3389 nt
Organism: Trichogramma pretiosum
Lineage: Eukaryota; Metazoa; Arthropoda; Insecta; Hymenoptera; Trichogrammatidae
Gene: Reg-5
Product: rhythmically expressed gene 5 protein
Exons: 4
Coding region: 382-1308 (308 amino acids)
Source: RefSeq, a predicted model, not a curated record